AUGUCUGUAACACUAAAUAUUCAUCAGGGCCCUUCACGGAGUCCUUCACGUAGUCCAAGCGGCAGUACUGUUGAUCGGUGGCUGGACUCCUUGAAAGAAAGUAGAGAACUCCACAAAAUUUCACACCAAAUGGAGGAGCCAAUAAUUCCAGGAGUUCCAUCAGAGUUACGUGAAGUGGAAAAGAACAAAGAUUGCUACAUGCCGCGGGUGGUCUCCAUCGGUCCCUGUCACCAUGGGAAGGAAGAACUCGAGAAAAUGGAGAAGCUCAAGAUACAAAUAGCCGGCCAGUUUGUCGAAGAUGAAAGAGUGAUUGCUGAAGAAAUGUACCGCAAGGUCAAAGAAUUGGUUGGCUAUGCAAGGGAAUGCUAUGCAGAGGAGUUAACACAUCAGUUCAACGAUGAGAAAUUCGCCCAGAUGAUGUUUCUCGAUGGCUGCUUCAUUCUUGAUUUUUUCGACAACGAGCUUGAGAAAAAGAAGAUCAGGAAUGAAGAAGAAGUGGCAUUGGUAAAAAGGGACUUGUUCUUACUAGAGAACCAACUUCCUUUUCAAGUUCUCCUCCCACUGAUGAGGGGAGAACUCCACAUUCCUCCACUAAGCAUAGAUGACACAACCAAGCCCUUGCUUUUGAACUUGGCAGCCUUUGAAGCAUGCGGUGGUGGGUAUUCUGGUCUGCUCACUUCUUACGUAUGCUUUAUGCGUUCACUGAUUGAGAAACCUCAAGACGUGAACGUGCUGCGAUCGAAGGGGAUACUCUGCACCACUAUUGGAAGUGACGAUGAGAUAGCACAACUCUUCAAAGACAUGACGACCAAUCUGGUGCCCAACCCCUCUGUUUUUAUCGAGCUUAAAAAGGCCAUUGAAUCGCAUUAUAGAAACACUUUCAAGCGAUGGAUCGCUCAUUAUAAGGCUCCUAUUUCUACCACAGUGGUCAAGUACUCUUUUAUUUAUGGCUUUGUAGUAAGUGCCAUACAGGCCUACCUAGCAGAAGUUCAUAAGAAACCAGGUUUUGGCAACUGCAGCUGCCCAAAUGCCACCCAAAUACGCCAUUGA
Messenger RNA from Dovyalis caffra, 1050 nucleotides. NCBI's taxonomy places the organism in Eukaryota, Viridiplantae, Streptophyta, Magnoliopsida, Malpighiales, Salicaceae. The record is from the annotation of a GenBank genome assembly.